AUGACACCUGUGGACUCUAAGGUUACACUAAGUAGUGAUAAUAACUAUGGUUUGUCGAAAAUCCCUAGUAAGUUACUGGAACCUGUUCAGUGUUUACCAAUUGGAGUGACAGACGAUAAAGAAGCACAUGUUUCAGUUGAAGCAAUUCGCUGUGAAGAUGAUUCCUCUCCUGUGCAUAUCACAUAUUCAAAUGUUAAAACUGUUGGAAAUGGUUCCUUUGGUAUUGUUUAUUAUGCAGUUCUUGGUGAUAAUCGUGAAGUGGCGAUUAAAAAAGUUUUACAGGAUAAACGAUAUAAAAAUCGUGAAUUACAAAUACUUCGAAUAUUGCAUCACUCUAAUAUUGUACCACUGUAUUAUUACUUCUAUUCAUCGUCAUCAUCAAAACCAGGUGAAACUUAUCUCAACUUAAUUCAAGAGUAUAUACCUCAAACACUGAGUCGUCUUAUCAGACAUUAUUGGCGGAUUCGGCAAGUUAUACCAUUGGCAUAUGUGAAGUUGUACAGUUUUCAACUUCUACGCGGAUUAGCUUACAUACAUAACCAAGGGAUAUGUCAUAGAGAUAUAAAGCCACAAAAUUUGUUGAUCAAUCUGGAUCAAGGUGUGUUAAAAAUAUGUGACUUUGGAAGUGCAAAAAUAUUGAAUCCUGAAGAAGCGAAUGUCUCGUAUAUCUGUUCUCGAUAUUAUCGAGCACCGGAGUUGAUUUUUGGUGCUACUCAUUAUACUGUACAAAUAGAUAUGUGGUCAGCUGGUUGUGUUAUCGGUGAAUUAUUAUUAGGUCGACCACUUUUUCCAGGUGAAUCUGGAGUUGAUCAAUUGGUUGAAAUUAUUAAAGUUCUUGGUACACCAACACGUGAACAAGUUCAUGAAAUGAAUCCUCAAUACAGUGAAUUCAAUUUUCCUAAUAUUCAAGGUUGUUCAUGGGAAAAGUUAAUUCGAAAUCGUAGUACAGAUACAGCAUUCUAUAUACUCCAGAAGUUGUUAGUCUACGACCCGAAAGUACGUAUGACUGCUUCUGAGAUAUUGGGAUGUUGUUUCUUCAGUGAUCUUAUCUUACCACCACCUGGUCAUCCAGCGGAUGCAACUGGUCAUUUACCAAGUGGUAAACCAGCACCAAGCUUUGUUAAUCAGUUUACUGAAGAAGAAUUAUCAUAUCUUCCAAAAGAAAUGGCUACACGACUAAUAGCAUGUAAAAAUGCUAUUGCAUUAAAAAGUCAUUCAAUUGUCAAUUUAACAACACUAGAUAAUCAUGAAACAUUGAAUAGUCAAAAAAAGUAUAAUUCUGCCUCUUCUUCCUACUUUUCAACUUCUACUUCAACUACUUCAAAAGGUGAACAAUUAAAAUAUCAAAAAUCAAAUAUUUCAUCUCAUGAUAGUCUUUUAACUCCACGUUUAUCAUUACAAUUACCGAAAGGGAAUAGAAAAAAUCCAAAAGGAUCUGUUAGUAAUGUAUACUUUAAUCAUAAUGAUACUUUACGAUCAAAUUCAGGUAAUCCUUAUCAAUCACGUCUUAUGACUUUAUCAGUUAGAGAAAAUCAACCAAUUCAAAUUGAUAGAUGUCAGUAUCAAAGACGUAUAGUAGAAAAUUCAAAAUGUUAUUCUUUACGUGAUUCACAACCAUGUCUUUCAUUGCAUUCAAAUGAACAAGUUUCUCAUAUACCUAUUCGUGAAACUGAUAUGACCGGUAAUAGUCGAAGCAAUACUCUACGUAAAGCAACAACAUCACAAGCUAACCAUGUCAUUCAAAUGAAUAAAGUAAUGUCUGUAAAAUCAAUCAAAUAA
Messenger RNA from Heterobilharzia americana, 1779 nucleotides. The record is from the annotation of a GenBank genome assembly. NCBI's taxonomy places the organism in Eukaryota, Metazoa, Platyhelminthes, Trematoda, Strigeidida, Schistosomatidae.